This is a messenger RNA of Aspergillus niger, 1593 nucleotides long. RefSeq lists its product as uncharacterized. Gene Ontology annotation, biological process: tRNA 3'-terminal CCA addition. Gene Ontology annotation, molecular function: ATP:3'-cytidine-cytidine-tRNA adenylyltransferase activity; RNA binding. NCBI's taxonomy places the organism in Eukaryota, Fungi, Ascomycota, Eurotiomycetes, Eurotiales, Aspergillaceae. Bases 1 to 1593 code for a protein of 530 amino acids. The transcript is spliced from 3 exons. The record is from RefSeq and is a predicted model, not a curated record.
AUGGCUCAAUCCGCGGACACCCUUCCCAUCAUUAGACUUACCCCUCUCGAAUCGACAUUAAAAUCGCUCUUACUCGAUGUUGCGAAAUACAUACAUGAAAAGAAUGUUGCAGAAGGACGCCGCGAUGCGGAGCCCACGGUUCUGCGAUUUACCGGAGGAUGGGUGCGGGACAAGCUGUUAGGGGUGGGCAGUAAUGAUGUUGACGUCGGUAUUAACAAUAUGACGGGGUAUCAGUUUGGUUUGCUCCUCAAGGAGUAUAUGGAUAGACCAGAAAACUUGGAGAAGUACAGACAAGAGCAGCCCAAUGGAGAGUUGAAGCAUGCGAUUGCUAGCCUACAUAAAAUCGAGGCGAACCCAGAGAAGUCCAAACACCUGGAGACAGUCACAACAAGAAUAUUCGGCUUGGAUAUUGAUUUGGUGAAUCUACGGAAGGAGACUUACUCGGAAGAUAGCAGAAAUCCACAGAUGGAAUUUGGAACAGCCCAGGAAGACGCGAUGCGUCGCGAUGCGACGAUCAAUGCGCUUUUCUAUAACUUAAACGAAUCUAUAGUCGAGGAUUUCACUGGACGAGGUCUGGAGGAUAUGAAGAAGGAGAUUAUCCGUACCCCGAUGGAACCAUAUCAAACCUUUCAGGACGAUCCACUGCGUGUGCUACGCUUGAUUCGGUUUGCCAGCCGAUUGGGUUACAAUAUUGAAAGGGAGACCCAGGAGGCAAUGCGAAAUGAACUUAUUGGGGAGGCUCUCAAGCUGAAGAUCAGCAGAGAACGGGUGGGUAAGGAGAUAGAGAAGAUGCUUCAAGGUCCUGAUCCCCGCGGUGCACUGCAAUUCAUUGAUAGUCUUGGGCUGUACCCGACUAUCUUUGCCAAUCAUCAGGAUGAUGCGCAAGCAGAUACCUCAUCAUGGGCACUUGCAUACAAUGCGCUGGAGAAAAUUCUGAAAGACGAAACCAACGCAGCUACUGUAAAUGUUCGCCAAUUCCUCAUACGCGACAAACUCGAAUCAUACUACGCAUGGGUGAUUGCAGCAUUUGCUCCGUGGUCAAGUAUCCCGUCCCGCGUUGCGAGGGGACCCAAGGCGAAACCUCUCCCGGCACGGACCGCAGAAGUAGCCCGAGACAGCCUGCGAGCUGAUAACAAAACCAUCGCCGUCAUCGGUGAUGCGGCACACAACUGGCAGGCCAUCACCGAUGUCAAGAACUCUGUCCUCGAGGGACGCAUGGAUGGCACUGCAGCAGAGGCGCGGCAGCAGGUCGGACUGCACAUUCGCUCGUGGAAGAAGGAUUGGAGGCUCUGUAUACUCCUUUCCAUUCUCCAAGAAAUUAUGCGUGGCGGCGAGUUUACUAGCGUGCUGCAAUCGUACGACCGGUUCCUCUCCUACAUCAAAGAGCAAGAUCUACAGGAUGCAUUUGAGCUGAAGCCCCUCGCCAACGGCGGAGAGAUUGUGAAGGCUCUUGGUUGCAAGACUGGUCCCUGGAUGUCGAAAGCUUUGGAUAUGUCGAUCAAAUGGCAGCUGUUGCACCCGGAGGUUACCGACAAGGAAAAGGUGCUGGAAGAGCUAUCCCGUAGAAAAGAAGAGCUAGGCAUCGCUACAUAG